This is a messenger RNA of Aphanomyces astaci, 3666 nucleotides long. Its product is annotated as serine/threonine protein kinase. NCBI's taxonomy places the organism in Eukaryota, Oomycota, Saprolegniomycetes, Saprolegniales, Verrucalvaceae. The transcript is spliced from 8 exons. Gene Ontology annotation, biological process: protein phosphorylation. Bases 1 to 3666 code for a protein of 1221 amino acids. The record is from RefSeq and is a predicted model, not a curated record. Gene Ontology annotation, molecular function: ATP binding; protein kinase activity.
AUGCUGGCUAUGAAGACCCUCGUGCUGCUUCUAAGCACGACUCUGGUGAUGACCAAGGACCUGUCAUCAAUCUCGUGCGGGUUCAAAGUGACCAUUGCCGUGAACAAUCCCCCAUACAAUGCUCAGUGGUGUGCGCAAUGCUCCAGAAGUACCUACCAAUGCUUCGAGGUGCGGCCCACGGUGAGGAUUGAUAUUGUCGAUACCACCGAUUCAGUAGCCGCGACCACGACCGACGACGUUCUGAUGGCGUCGGGCUCGUUUGGGACCCUUGGUGACCUCGGACCCGAAGCACCGAAGCUCGUCACGAGUUUAUCCCUUCGCGGCACUUCUGCAUCAUCGCGCGAUUUUCAAUUCCGCUUCGAUGCAGUGGCUCCGCUAACCCUGUUGACCUCAUUGAAUCUCACAAACGUGACCGUCGGUCAACCAGCCACUCCGACGCAACUUCCUGCAUCCCUGGCAACACUGUCUAUUGACCGUUGCGCCUUUCCUUCCACGGGAGUGACCCUCAAUGGAACACAGCUGACCACGCUUGUCAUCACCAACAGCGACCUCACAAACACCUUUGUCCUGGACGUAUCGUCGACCCCACAGCUUCAGACCAUUGACUUGUCCACCAACCACUUCACGGAAAUCCCGGCGUCGCUGCUCACCUUUGUGAAAACGUCGCCAACCGUUCGCAUUAAUCUAAAGGGCAACCCCAUCAACAUGACCAACACAAGGCAGUCCAUCGACGCCUCCACCUUAUCGUCCUUUAUCCUCGACGACACGCUACCGCCUUCGUCCCCCACCCCCCCUCCAUCUACACCUGCCGUUCCAUCUGCCCCUGGCUCGUCCAACGACGGCGCCAUCGUGGCCGGAAGCGCGGCGGCGUGUGCUUUCGUCAUCCUUGUUGGCUUGACAUACCUGUACAUUGAUCGUCGUCGUCGCCGCAAAGCGCCCCCGUUGCUCGGACGAACCACGUCGCGGCGCACGAGCUCUUCCCUGGGGGGCAAUGACGGCGACGAUGACGGCGGCGGCGGGGCAUCGGGGGAGUACAAGUCGGAGCCAGUGACCACCCCUCGAUUUGCUCCACCCCCUCUGUCGACUUCUUCCUCGGAUGAAGCUUCGUUCCCCCUGGAAGACCAUCGCGGCUAUGCCAUCCUGCCGCGCACGGAGCUCCGGUCACUGAAGAAGUCGUCGUGCGGGCUCUUCACGGCAGAGUACAACAGCACGAUCAAGGUGCUGGUGCAGAAGCUGGAGCUGAAUGUCAUGGCGGAUGCGGAAGCCAGCGACAACCUCGGCACCAGUGCGAGCAGUCGGUUGUUUGUGCGGCGCCUGCCGCUCCUCGCCUCGUUGCAGCAUGCGAAUGUGUUGCCGCUUCUAGGGGCGAUCAAGCUCUCGUCCACGUCCGUGUGUGCGCUCUUUGGGCCGACGUCGGGUGUUAGUACUACUAGUACGUCCAAUAGUAGUACUACCACUGCCGUGUGGUCGUUGGCGGCGCUGUUGUCGCAAGACCCCACGAAACGAAAAUCGGAAGCUAUCACAUGGGAACGGCAAAAGAAGUGGUGCCUCGAUGUUGCCCGCGCUGCCGUGUACCUCCAAGACGUGCAGUGGGAAGAUGGGAGCAUGCAAGUUCCAUGGACUGCGAGCGACUUCGUCGUGGUGGACGAUUCCGCCAGGACAUGCCAAGCCAACCUCAUGGGGUACCUGGACGUGUCGGGCGUCCCGCCAGUCCGUCAGUUCGGUACGAAUGUGUUAGCAUGGACAGCCCCAGAAGUCGUGCGUCAUGAAGAUCCGUCGCAAGGAAGUAGUUCUGCUGCACGAGUGUUUUCAAUGGGCGUCGUGUUUGGCGAGAUUGUGACCCGCGUCCGACCGCAUGCCGCGUCGUGGCGCGCACGAGGACCCGUCCGCGCCGACGUCGCGGUGAUGCACUUGCUUACAGACACGAUCACACCGAUCGUUCCCUUCGAAUUCGACGCGAAUGUGCCAGUCGAGUUCAAGACGUUGGUUAGCCGCUGCCUCGAACGAGACCCGCUCAAACGACCCAUGCCCUCAGAAGUGCUCUUCCGCCAAGGUAUCAACUGCAUCACUGCACUCUUGCCCAUGGACAGACCAUCCUCAGCGCAUCCCAGAGGCAGCGACUCCCGGAAAUGGGGCCGAUUCAACAAUGUUGCCAAAUCGAAUGCCAUUAAGGUGACCGCCCCGACGCCGAUCAAUACACCCAGCUUGAAGAUGGAAAACAGUGUGCAAGGGCAACUUGGGCAAACCAGCGGUGGUAGCAAGAUGGGAUGGUCGGAACCGCAAGCUGCAGCACCUGUCGUGCAGCAGCAACCCGUUGCAACAACGCCCGAGACCACACCCGUGUCCUCAAAACAUGCUGUCGUCGUGCCUUGGAUUCUCAAGCGAACCUUACUGCAACAACACCACCACGAGCCAACUACUCAUCCCGCCCUGUCCCCCGUUCGCGAACAUGAGACUGCCACUGGAGACAUCUUCCGAACCACGUCAGGGCGUUGGGACGACGAUGCCGUGGACGAGACUCAUGCAACCGCCCCGGUGUCACCGGCAGCAUCGGCACGGUACGAGGCCAAUUCUGGCAAGUGGGGCGACGAAGCGAUAGAGGACGGCAUGGCGGUGCAACAUGAAUCUGCAAAAGUUCACAUUCCCCCCCACGAGUGUCCCCAACCAUACGAUGCGUUCACAAGCAAAGUAUGCCGUGCAAAGUCGUGUCAACGAAGUGGGGAAUCACUACACGGGCGUGCAGGCAAUGUCCACCACCACCACGACCGAGGCCAAUAUCGGCCCACAGAUGCUCCUGUCCCCGCCUGGACAAGCGGCGCGUCGCCAUGGCGGCAGUCCACGGCAGAUCAGCCAUCUGUGGACCCCCCCGUACGCAUUCUCAAACGCGAGCACAACCACAAGAUGUUGUUCGACCAUAAAAGCGGUCACAUGAUCCCAACCGACGCGAAAGCAUCCACGAACAGCAUCACGUCGGAUCAAAGAUCGGCCAAGACUGCAGCGACGACAGCCGAGGAGCAUGCCGUGCCAACGCCUGUCGUUUCACCCAACCAAGAUCCGCCGUCGAAGCAUCAUCACUCGUUGCCAUUUCCGGCGCCACCGCCGUCGAACCGCGUGAACGACCUUGCCCACAAUCAUCCGCUAGCACAGCCAGCAUCGCCAACGACGAAGAAGAAACGGAUGACUCUACAAAAAAAGGCCAACACGGCAAAGGUAAAGGACCACAAAACCAAGCACAAACACAGCAGCAGCACAGCAACGCCAAAGGAAGAAGAAUUAGCACCACCAGUUGGUGCCACGACUGCCCAUGUAAGACGACGGAGUGUCACAAAAGCCGGUGUGGCGUUGGUCUACCGUGUGAAGAAAAAUACAUCGGUGCAAAGUGCUGUGCCAUCUGUAGCUAUUGAAAUCCACGAAGCCGCCCGGUCGUCGACCACAUUACACCAGCAGCAGCAUGAACGAAACGAUCUCGACACACGGAUCAACUCGACGGGCCACACAGCGUCCAAGAAACACUUUAAGGGCGAACACAAGACUGUAUCGCAGCAGUUAGUAGAUGGCGGUUCUCAAGUCUCGCGACGUAGUAGAAGGAACAGUCAUGCAUCACCCCGUCCGAAAAAUCCCAGCACCCCAACAACAUCAUCAUCCACGACGACCCAGCGUCUCUAA